GGUGUGGAGUGAUGAACUGGAAGUUUGUGCCAUGAAACAUGCAAAGAAUUGUCCAGGGGGUCACAGUGAUAUGUCUUGUGGAUUAGCUAGUGGUUAUCCUAUGGGAGAGAAUAUGCACUGGUUUCCAUGGCCACCGACAAAAGCAAAAUUAGAAUCACAGGUAUAUGAUUGGUGGAAAGAGCUCUAUUCACCUGGAUAUGACUGGUAUAAAGCCAGAGCUGUCAAUGGAAUUUGGGCCUCGACAGGUCAUUACACCAUUCAAGACGGUUACGGUGUCACGGAGGUUGGCUGUGGUUUUGUCGACUGUUCCGCCAAGGGUAAAUGGAGCACAUUCGUUUGCCAAUAUCGUUCAAGACCCGGUAAAAGAGCUAAGGCGAUCGGGGACUACGUCGAGAGUAUAUAUCC
Owenia fusiformis is the source of this 405-nucleotide messenger RNA. Lineage: Eukaryota; Metazoa; Annelida; Polychaeta; Sabellida; Oweniidae. The record is from the annotation of a GenBank genome assembly.